AUGGCACGCCAUCUCAAAGCCGGUGCUUCAAGCACAGCAUCUUCCACUAGUAACGCACCCUCCAAUGUCCCAUCCAUCGUGGCCGGCGUCAUCGACUCGAUACGAAAAGACGGGGACUCAGCAGUUCGUUCCUUUUCCGAGAAAUUCGACAAAUGGUCACCAGUAUCAUUCAAACUCUCAAAAGACGAGAUCGAGAAGAUCAUCGCUACGCUACCUGAACAAGUCAUCAAGGAUAUCAAGCAAGUGCAGCAUAACGUGCGGACAUUUGCCCAGGCGCAGAAGGAUAGCCUGAAGGAGUUUGAGCUGGAGAUUCAGCCUGGAGUGUUUUUGGGGCAGAAAAAUAUUCCGAUUAAUUCUGUUGGAUGGUACGUACCUUCGUUAAUCUACAUUCUGCAUUUACUGACAAUCUGCAGUUAUAUUCCGGGUGGUCGAUAUCCUCUCCUAGCAUCUGCACAUAUGACUAUCCUAACCGCAAAAGUCGCUGGCGUUCCACACGUAAUGGGCUUCACACCCCCAAUCAAUGGAUCUAUACCCGCAGCAACAGUCGCAGCUAUGUUCUUCGCAGGCGCAGAUUCCAUUUAUAUUCUCGGGGGCGUCCAAGCAGUCGCGGCAAUGGCGCUGGGAACAGAAACUAUCCCUAAGGUAGACUUCAUCGCCGGGCCAGGAAACGCAUUCGUCGCAGAAGCAAAACGACAAUUCUUCGGCGCUGUAGGAAUCGAUCUCUUCGCUGGACCAACAGAGGUUUUGAUCGUGGCCGACGAGUUCGCGGAUCCCUUCACCGUGGCCACCGAUCUGUUGAGUCAAGCUGAACAUGGCCCCGAUACGCCAGCUGUACUCAUCACCACAUCAGAGGAGCUGGCACGGGAGACUAUGAGGUUAGUGGAUGUGAUUUUGCCCAACAUGUCGACUGGAAAGUUAGCCGGUACGAGUUGGAGAGAUUAUGGUGAGGUAUGGGUCGUGGAUGAUUUGGAUGAGGCGUAUAAAUGGGCAGAUAUAUAUGCUAGUGAGCACGUCCAGAUCCUGACGCAGAAUCCACGAGAGGCACUCGUCAAGAUGACGAAUUAUGGAGCUCUAUUCUUGGGAGAGAAGACUUGUGUGAGUUAUGGUGAUAAGGUACGUUUCAAAUUCCCAGUCUCGCGACAAUUACUAACAAGGCUAAGGUCAUUGGCACCAACCACGUUCUUCCAACUCGCGGAGCUGCUAGAUACACCGGCGGUCUUUGGGUUGGCAAGUACUUGA
Molecule: messenger RNA, 1239 nt
Organism: Cadophora gregata
Lineage: Eukaryota; Fungi; Ascomycota; Leotiomycetes; Helotiales; Ploettnerulaceae
Exons: 1
Coding region: 1-1239 (412 amino acids)
Biological process (GO): L-histidine biosynthetic process
Cellular component (GO): cytoplasm
Molecular function (GO): metal ion binding; NAD binding; histidinol dehydrogenase activity
Source: RefSeq, a predicted model, not a curated record